AUGAAGAAAACUGACUGAGUUCCCUUCGUUGUUUUCCUUUGGAUAUACAGUGAAUUAAUUAAUUGAGGUACAUCUGCUCCGGCCUCCAUUCUCCGGUCGAAACUUUGAACUGGGUUGUGGAAAUUCUAUACGUCACCCAGUGGUUUUUGUUCGUUUUUCCCCUGUGGAUUCUGGUGCAACUCGCUGGUGCAAGCUCUGUUUCCAGUUUCGGGGGGUGGUGGAGGCAGGCAGCAGAUUUGUUUUCAUCUUGACUGACAAACUGUCUGGGGAACUGACAAUGACGAAGCGUAAAUUCAGGCCCUGCCCGGCCUGCAAGGCCAUGAACCAGGCCAACCGAAAGUCCUGUGUCGCUUGCUACACGAUCCUCAGCAAUAAACGCAACAUCCAGGAGAGGAGGGAGAGAAUAACUGACGAAUGGGCUGUCAACGUCACAAACAACAGAAACACUUCGAGGAUAGUCUCCUCUGCUCAAAUUUUAGUGCAAAAACUUGCGGUUUUGGGCUACACACCAAUCCUUUUCCUACGUGGAGGGAGGAAGAGGAACAGCUGCUGGGUGGCUGAUGUCACCAGUGGCAUUCCACUGAGCGAGGAGCUGCGGCCUUAUGUGGAGGCCAUGAAGCAGGCCUAUGGCUGUAUACUCAAUAAGCAAGGACCCCAGGCAACCCAGACUCGGACUGACCCACUUACUGACCUCCUGACCCAGCCCCAGGUGACGAAUGAUGAAGGGACCACCCUCGCCUCAUCAUCCAUUGUGCCAAAGACUGAGCCUGAAACUCAACUGCUCCACUUUGUGGCUGAAGUGCAAACCCCAGCACAGCUCCAGCUCCAGGCCCGUCAGCCACAACAACCCCAGCCUCAGCAGGCACAGUUACAUGUAUCCGCACAGGCACAGGCACAGGCCCACCUGUCAUCACAGAUCCAGGUCCAGGCUCCAUCGGCGCUCCAGGCCCCAGUGCAGCCACAACUGCAGGCCCUGGAGACACAGUUUCAGGCUCUGCAAGCACAGUUCCAGGCCUUCCAGGCACAGCUCCUGGUACAGCCGCCACAACAAGCCCCACCAGCGCAACAGACGCCAGCACCUCUACAGACGCCAGCAGUGCUACAGACCGUAACACCACUACAGACCGUAACCCCACUACAGACCGUAACCCCACUACAGACCGUAACACUUCUACAGACGCCAGGACAGCUACAGACCCCAGCAACGCUACAGAUGACAGCAUUGCUACAGACGCCAGCACCGGUACAGACUCCAGCACAGCUACAGACCCCAGCACCGGUACAGACGCCAGCACAGCUACAGACGCCAGCACCGGUACAGACUCCAGCACAGCUACAGACCCCAGCACCGGUACAGACGCCAGCACAGCUACAGACGCCAUCACUGCUACAGACGCCAAUACAGCUCCUGGUACAGCAGCCAGAAACCCUGUCAGCGCAACAGACGCCAGCACUGCUCCACGUCACCACACAGGACACCGGUAAGGCAGGAGCUGAAGUCAGUUGGACACCUCAUUCUGUGCAGAGGCUGCACCCUGCUCCAGAAGAACAAAACCCAGCUGAGCCUGAUGUCCAGCUAGCGCCAUUGGAAGAUGACCUGAUGGAGGAACAAGAGCCACCUGCUGUGGACGGGAUCAAGCAAGAGGCAGAGCCAGAGGGAGCUGACGUCACAGAAGACACACGAGACCCACCUGACGCAGAGGCCAAAGGAGAACAAGAGGGGACGGAGGGCAGGACAGAACCAUGGGCUGUGCUGAACUCCAGGUUGCUGUCCAUAGAGGAUCGACUGGCUGAAAUUGAGUCUAAAAACUCUGCUGAGGAUACCACGCCAACUAAGAGGAGAAGGCUGUGCAAUCCCUAAUUCACUGCAGAAGAUGUGAGAAGAUGAAAGCGAUUGAAAAAGAAGAGUGAGAGGUUUUGAGAUUUUGCUCGUUGAUGAUGAGGUGGAGGUUUGGAUCUUUUGAGCUUUACCGCCAUACCUGCUCGUCUGAUGAGGACAAAGACAAAUUAAUGGACAAGAAGACCACCACUACUACAGUAGCUACCUCUUUAGGCCCUUUUCCACUGCCCGUUUUCUACCUGGUACUGCGAAACACAGCAUGACUCAGCGGCCACUUUUUGCUGUUCGAUUGCGCAUGUUACCGCUCUACUCAGCUCGAAACCCAGAUGAACCGAGCUGAAAGCGAGCCGAGCAGGUCGUUCACAGCCUACUACAGCAGUCAUGAUAGGGGCCGUCAGACUUGUAGCCCAAAGGUUUCCGGUUCAACUUCCGCCCCACCAGGCUCCCCCGUCCUUCUCCAUGACUGAGGUACCCUGAGUAUGGUACCGUCACGCCGCACUGCUCCCUUGGGGUGCCAUUGGGGGCUGCCCCCUUGCACAGGCUGCAUGGGCUUUCAAUUCAGAAUCUGCAUCAGCUCAUCGUCAACGGUGAAUCAAAAAAUAAUUAUGGCAGCCACCAGAUCAUCUCUGUUGGGACUGCCCUUUAGUUUGACACUGUAUUUCUUUGUUUUUAAAAUCGAAGGCAGAAAUCAACAUUCUAGUAUCCAAAUAUGUCGCUGAAACUAUUUAUAUCCUGCUGAGAUAUCUGUCGGCCUUACGUUUAGUCAACUACGUCACGUAAAGUAAUGCUACGUGACAAUGCCAAAAAUUUAACUCCAGCCAUACUGGAAGUACAAAGGUUUGUAAUGGAAACACAAACCAGGCUGCUUUGACAAUACCACUCAGCACCACUCAGCUCGACACAACACGGCAUGGCACAGCCGGGCUGUUUGUGGAAAAACGCCUUUACUGUAGUAGCUCUGAGGUGGUCCUCCAAAUUCAAGGUGGUGUAACUAUACAGUAGUAGACUGAGCUCCUGGUGAGCUUUUUAUUUGUGGUGUGGAUACAUUCCAUGUGGUGUGCUAUGCGAUAUACUGUAUAUACGGUAGUUUGUGUGUUAAAAAAACUCCUGAUGUUUACUUUACACUUGUGUGAAGUUCUUAAUAAACAUAUUUUUUUCUAAUUGAUUUAUGUUCCUGGCAGACUGUCCUUGUCCUUGAUGUAACUCUGGUCCAUAU
Molecule: messenger RNA, 3056 nt
Organism: Engraulis encrasicolus (European anchovy)
Lineage: Eukaryota; Metazoa; Chordata; Actinopteri; Clupeiformes; Engraulidae
Product: AP2-associated protein kinase 1-like
Exons: 9
Coding region: 278-1861 (527 amino acids)
Source: RefSeq, a predicted model, not a curated record